AUGAAGGCCUCUUGGUUGUUGUCUUUCGUUGGGCUGUCGCUUCUCGCACGCAGAGUGAGAUGCACCGACUACCCUCUACUUCCAUACGACCCAGAAACCACCUCUGACUGUGCCGACUGGUUCAACAAUGACGAUGGCCGGUCUUGCAAGUGGGUGCGCGACUACUUCGAGGCUACUCCAGAGGAGUUCAGUCGUUGGAAUCCAUCUGUCGGCCUCAACUGCGAGCCGUGGUACGAAUGGAAUUCGUACUGCGUCAUCACAUGGACCAAGAUCAACAGCACCCUGCCGGCUACGAGCAAAACCACAACUACGAGCAGCUCGACCACCACCGCGCCCAUUCUAGGGCCCUCGCCGACAGCCUGGACUGACAUGGGCUGCUAUGUCGAGGACCCAGAGCUUCCCAUUCUUGACGUCAACUUCAACCCCAACGGAGACUCGUCUCUGAGCGUUCCCAAGUGCUGGCAGACGUGCUAUCGCCGUUUUUACGAUUAUGCCGGCGUUCAAAACGGUAACCAGUGCUGGUGCGGCUCCUAUGUCGGCGGUGAGUGGGCUGCCAACCAAACCAGCUGCAACUCGCCCUGCACAGGCAAUCCCAGUACCUUUUGCGGCGGCCCUGGAUUCAUUCGGAUCUACAAGGCCGAGCAAAACGUGCCUCCUGUCACCACAACUUCAACCGCCGGCACUGUCAGUUCGACGAGCACAUCUACUUCUGGCGCGAAGCGUAACUUAGAUGCUAUCAAAAACAUGGGUAUAUUCUAG
Molecule: messenger RNA, 759 nt
Organism: Podospora anserina S mat+
Lineage: Eukaryota; Fungi; Ascomycota; Sordariomycetes; Sordariales; Podosporaceae
Exons: 1
Coding region: 1-759 (252 amino acids)
Source: RefSeq, a predicted model, not a curated record